Molecule: messenger RNA, 897 nt
Organism: Budorcas taxicolor (takin)
Lineage: Eukaryota; Metazoa; Chordata; Mammalia; Artiodactyla; Bovidae
Gene: TMED5
Product: transmembrane p24 trafficking protein 5
Exons: 5
Coding region: 165-869 (234 amino acids)
Biological process (GO): Golgi organization; intracellular protein transport; endoplasmic reticulum to Golgi vesicle-mediated transport
Cellular component (GO): Golgi apparatus; endoplasmic reticulum-Golgi intermediate compartment; COPII-coated ER to Golgi transport vesicle
Source: RefSeq, a predicted model, not a curated record
CCCUCUCUGAGAAACACCCCUCCGCCUAGGCCUUCACCUGGAGCUUUUUCAGGCUCCAGGUUUGCCUGCCAACCACGAGGAGUCCUGGAAGGAAAAGCGGAGCAUAAGCGCCGAUAACCCACGCCUCUCAACGCCUUUCCCAGCCCGAGAUCGCCCAGGCAGGGAUGGGCGAUACGACCUGGCUACCCUUCCCCGUGGUCCUCUUGGCCGCUCUGCUGCUGCCUAGGGCGGCCGGCUUCACUCCCUCGUUAGACAGCGACUUCACGUUCACACUUCCGGCGGGCCAGAAGGAGUGUUUCUACCAGCCCAUGCCCCUGAAGGCCUCGCUGGAGAUCGAGUACCAAGUUUUAGAUGGAGCAGGAUUAGAUAUUGAUUUCCAUCUUGCUUCUCCAGAAGGAAAAACCUUAGUUUUUGAACAAAGAAAAUCAGAUGGAGUUCACACGAUAGAGACUGAAGUUGGUGAUUACAUGUUCUGCUUUGACAAUACAUUCAGCACCAUUUCUGAGAAGGUGAUUUUCUUUGAAUUAAUCCUGGAUAAUAUGGGAGAACAGGAGCAAGAACAAGAGGACUGGAAGAAAUACAUUACUGGCACAGAUAUGCUGGAUAUGAAACUGGAGGACAUUCUGAUGUGCAACUCAGACUGCAUCUCGGAGUCUAUCAACAGCAUCAAGUCCAGACUAAGCAAAAGUGGUCACAUCCAAACUCUGCUUAGAGCAUUUGAAGCACGUGACCGAAACAUACAAGAAAGCAACUUUGAUAGAGUCAAUUUCUGGUCUAUGGUUAAUUUAGUGGUAAUGGUUGUAGUGUCAGCCAUUCAAGUGUAUAUGCUAAAAAGUCUAUUUGAAGAUAAGAGGAAAAGUAGAACUUAAAAUUCCAGAGUACUUAACAUUCACAAAA